Tigriopus californicus is the source of this 2747-nucleotide messenger RNA. RefSeq names its product BLOC-2 complex member HPS5 homolog (gene pink). Lineage: Eukaryota; Metazoa; Arthropoda; Copepoda; Harpacticoida; Harpacticidae. The transcript is spliced from 4 exons. Gene Ontology annotation, cellular component: cytoplasm. Gene Ontology annotation, biological process: developmental pigmentation. Gene Ontology annotation, molecular function: protein binding. The coding region runs from base 96 to 2624 and encodes 842 amino acids. The record is from RefSeq and is a predicted model, not a curated record.
AUCAUCAGAGAUAAGAAACCACACUCCAACGCUACAAACAAAGAUAUGUGAUGAUGAGCCAUCCCAAAACAAAGUUCGGGAGGCAUUAAGUAAGGAUGGAGCUGAAUAUUUGUCAACAAAUAACCGAAAGAUUUAAAUCAAUAAAGGUUCAAUGCUUUGCUGCUCGACUUCCUUUUGUAGUGGUUGGAACGGUGGAUUCGAGGAUAAUCUAUGGAACCAUUCAAGGGUCAUUGUUCUCGAUGAAAUUGCCGACCAUGCCAUUCUUAGUCACUGUGGGACAAUGUGAGCAACAAACUCCAGUCAUCUGUUUUUGCUCCCUAGAUGGGAACAUGGGAUUUUUGUUCCCAAAAGGAGAGGACGAUGAUAUCGUAUACACAGAUGUCCUUCAAGGGGCUAGAAUAACCCAAUUUCAUAGCAAAGAAACUGAUUUAUUUGUAGGAACCUCCCAAGGAACCGUUACCAUUUUUGAUAUCAAGAAGAAGGAUUCUAUUAACUCGAAAAGAAUUCUGGAGCUUGAUUCCAAAGUUGUCCAAAUAUCCACUCUUGGAAGCUUGACUUUGGUAUCCACGGAGACUCGUUCAAUCGUUUGUAAUUCUCAAAAUAAGUCAUUCCGCGAAGUGGGAUCCAAGUCCAGACAGGGUCGUUACGGCGCGGGGUUUGCGCACUGUUCAAUAAUAUGUUCUCGUCCAGGAUCCCGACUUUGGAUAGCUUCAUAUGAGGGUUUCGUUGAAAAAACUCUCCAGUUCAAACCAUGCCUGACAGCCACUGAGCCCUUCAAGACCAUCGAGAGUGAUUGUCCUGAUGUGGCAAGCUCCACGCAGACGAUCCAUGCGUUUGGAAAAAUCAUUCCUAUUCAUGGACGACUAAUCUUAACGUACAGCAUUCACAACAUUUACCUGAUCAACCUUGACAUUCCGAACGAAAUUGAGUGGAUUUUACACAAGGAUAAGUUGACCGAUGUCCAAGUGCAUGGCGAACAAUUGUGGAUUUUGUCCCGUGGUAGACUCAGCUGCUUCGACUUUCAAACGGAAUUUGAAGUGGACCCAUCUCCAAUUACCAUCAGUGACGUUAGUGCAAUCGCCAGUGAUAAUGAUGUUCCAGAUACUAGAGAAGAAUCAAGUCAGAGGGAUCCCCCACGACAAGUACUUCAUCCACGAGCCUCCAAAUUUCUCCAGGGAUCGCUGAGAGCGUCAAGACAAAUCAGCAUCUCGGAUGACAACAUUUCCAAGAGUGUUGGUCAAAAUGUUGACCUUCCAGAAUUAGGUUAUCUUGAUUUAUUCAACGAAGCAGCAGCCAAUACUCGCACCUUGGCCGAGAGCAAGUUGCGCCUUCACCUCAAUGGGCCUUGGUUGGAAAACACCUUGAAGCGAUUUCCAAUCAUCGACCACGAGAUGGUACGAAGCUCAUUUGACAAUGACGAUAGGUUGAAAGUUAAGCGACUAGGCACUCAGAUGCAAGAACUGGCGGAAUUUCUCCUUUCUUAUGACGAAGAAACUCUUAAUUUGGAUUCUGACUUCAUUGCUAGAUCCGAGGAAAUGCGACAAAUUUAUCGAGAAAUCUCUGACAUUGCCUCGAACUUAAACGGAAAUUAUUCUCGGGAUUGGAAGCAUGUACCCGAAGAACACGUCCAAGAGGUGAUCGAGUUCAUGGCUAAAAAUGAAUUUACUCAUUUCAUGUCGUGUCUUGAGGAUUUUGCUCCAUGCAUUUCUAUGUCAAGAUUGUUAGACGUUUUGCCUCCGAAAGAUGAAGAAGCUUGGAAUUUCGUGGUUGCUUAUAAUCUUGAUGAAAUGCGGAAAAGGUUCAGCCAGAUCCAUUUGAGCAAACGGAGUGAGGAAGUAUUUGCUCUGGUCCAAGACGAGCUCAUGAUCCCCAAAGGACCCUCAAGUGAGAAGCGAUUGAAACUGCUACAAUAUUUAUCGCUCACUGGACAAGUGAGCAUUCAUUUGUUUGGGCUGGUUUAUUCCAAUGGCCCAGUGGCCCUUUUGAAAUUUUAUGAUCUAAUCUAUUUGUAUGGAUUUCUAACCGAUACGGAAAAAGAUCAUGAACUGUCCACUCUCUUUGUUGGAAUCAUAUCGGACAAAAUUGAGGAAAUGGAAGAAACUGACGCGAUCCGACAAUUCUUUGCUCAAUAUCAACAACGAGACAAGUAUUUGAACCUUCUGAAGGAACUGUUCCAGAAGCACUGCCAUUCUAGUAAUUUGUCUUCAUUGGGACAUGCCCUUCUGGAACUGGAGUUGGAUUUGAAUGAAAAAUUGGCGUUUUGCAAAAAGGCCAAAUUCAAGACCGGAUACAUAAAGACUCUAUCGAAUAUGUCCAUGGAACAAAGGUGGAACGAACUGGAAUUCUUAUUUACGCAAGAAGAUGUUAAGCUCCUGACCUAUUUGGGACUAACCAGUUGUUACCACAAUUGCUCAAGGGUUAUUGACUUCAAGUUGAGCAAUGAGGCAAUGCCAAUCUCGUGGGACGACAUCGGGCUUGAAAUCAUAAAAUGCCUUGGAGUUCGGCAAGGCAAAAAAUUAUUGAUGACCAAGAGUAAUCGUAUGGGAAAAGGCACCUUUUCGGCUGGAUUCUACAGGCGUAUGCUCAACACGGAGUUGCAAGACUAUGAUCAAGAUUGUAAAUAAAAGAAGAGACUGUAAACUAAUGUUUUGUACUUUUUUAAUGUCGUUCAUGUACAUUCAGUCACUCAUAUUUUAAACCACUAACUAAAUCAAUCAAAGAGCCACUUGACAAUAACAAGGGAAUAA